UGUCAAUCAUGCGCUCGCACCCCAAUGUGAUACAGCACCUUGAUACAGGAUGUCCUCAAAUGUGCUCGAGAUUCCCUUCCGCCGCACGCAUUCGGUUGAUUUAUCCUCUGCCAUUAAACAAUACAUCUCCAGCAAAUAUGACCAGUCACCUGGAAUGUUCGCAGAUGACCUGCGCGAGAUUGACCGACUUCGAGCCGAUGCAAUCAGUGUCGUAGAGCCUCACAUCAGCGGCAUCAGACGCCUGGCCCUCUAUGCCGCACACCUAAGAUACCUUGGUGGGAAAUUCCCCAUAGACAUUGGUGUCGACUUUCCCUGGUACCCUGCAAUUGGCUAUGACAAAGAGAAACCCAUAUUACAAAAUAAUGUCAGAUUCGAAUUGGCCAAUAUCCUGUUCAACCUGGCUGCCUUAUACUCACAGCUGUCUGUCCGCACAAAUUGGACAACGGUCGAUGGGCUCAAGGCUGCAGCAGAGUAUGGCAUUGCUGCUGCCGGAGUGUUGGAUUUCAUGCGCAAAGAGGUCAUGCCCGACAUGCGAUCCUCUCCACCUGAAGAUAUGGACGAUAUAACGCUGGACAGUCUACAGUCAACGUGUUUGGCGCAGGCGCAGGAAUGCUUUUGGCAGAUUACCGUCAAGAAAAACAUGUCGGAUGGCACUGUCGCAAAACUCGCUGCAAAGGUAUCAGACUACUACAUAAUGGCGGCGGAUACAGGUCGUCAGUCAAGAGCCGUCAGCACUGAAUGGAUCCAUCACUUCCAGGCCAAACACCAUCACUUCGCUGCCGCCGCUCAGUACCGCCAAUCCAGAUAUUGUCUGCAGAACAAGCAGUACGGUGAGGAGAUCGCUCGCCUAAAGGACAGCAUACAAUGUGUCAAUGAGGGCCUGCAGGAAGCUCGCUGGAUCAGCGCAACCGUGGUGGGAGAUCUAAAUGGGCUCAAGACCAGAGUCCAGGAAGACCUAAAGAGGGCGGAAAGAGACAAUGAUGUGAUAUAUCUGCAAACAGUCACGCCCAAGUCAGAACUCCGGAUACUUGACCGCACAAAUAUGGUCGCCCCGAAGACACCUCCCGAUGUAGCCAAUGGGAUUUCCCUAUUGGGCGAAGGACAACCUUUUGGCAAACCUCUAUUCGAGAAAUUGGUCCCCUAUGCUGUCCACCAAGCCGCUUCAAUAUACGAAGACCGCCGAGAUCGUCUGGUCAGUCAAUCCAUCAUUGCAGAUCUGGAAGCCAUGACAGUCAAACUUCGGGAAGUGCUCCAAUCACUCGAUUUGCCCGGCUCACUGCAAGCAUUGGAGAAGCCGUUAGGUCUCCCAGGUAGUUUAGUAUCAAAAGCGGAAGAACUUCGACAACAAGAUGCAUUGUAUCGGAUCAAGAGAUCGGUGGAAGACACCACCAAGCUCAAGACCAACGAUCUUGCGAUCUACCAGGAAGGCCUGGCCCUGCUUGAAGCAGAGAAAGUCGAAGACGACCAAUCGCGCGGAAAAUACGGCACAGACCGGUGGUCUCGACCGCCGUCCACAACCGCCUUGGCCAAGUUAUACCAAUCAGCUCAAGAACUCCGAACAUAUCUCAACUCCGCAGCCUCAAGUGACAAUCUGGUGGAAACCAAAUUCCGUGAAAACGAACACAUCCUCAAGGUAUUGACCGGCACAGACCGAGACCUCGAACGCUUCGUCCCCUCAUCCGGCCAAGUCACAAUGACGCCGGUGAUCGAUCAAGCGGCCUCGCGUCUCAGGGCAUGUCUGAACGAAAUCUCGCGCCUGGAGACGCGACGGCGCAACAGAAUCAGCGCUCUCAAAGAGAAAGCCAGAACCGACGAUAUCGGGCCCGCACUGCUCGCCGAAGCAGCGCGCCUGGAACGCGAGUAUCCCAUGCAAAAGAUCGAGCCGAGCCAGUUUGAAGGCCUAUUCACCAAGAGGCUGGAGAACUACGAGCCUGACCGCGAAGCCUUGUUGAUCGAGCAAGAGGACCAAGACCAGAUCAUUGCGCGCCUACGCGAGGCAAACAAGGCCUUUGUCGAAGCCCGGCGCGGCGAUACAAGUACCACGCGCGAGCGGCAGAAGGCUCUGCAGGCCCUAGAGACAGGCUACGCCAAGUACAAGGAGCUUAUCAGCAAUUUGGACACGGGCCGGAAAUUUUACAACGAUUUGGCAGGGCACGUCGCGCGGUUUAGAGAGACUUGUAAGGCGCAGGUCAAUGAGCGGCGUGUCGAGGCAAGUCAUCUGGAAGCUGAACUUGCUGGGCAGGAUAUGGGUCGAUUGAACCUGGAAGAAACGAGAGGGAAGUUGACUGCCCAGAAUCAGCAACAGCAUGUUCCGCAGACGAGGGGCCGCCAGACUCGCCAGAGUCAGCAGCAUCAGCAACAGGAGCAGUAUUAUCAACAACAAGCUACUGCGCAGCAGGACCAGCACCAUGAGCCGAUCACUGCACCUGUGCCGACGAGGAAUAUUCCACCUGGAGGUGUCAUGCCCUCGGCGGCGACAGGCCCGGUACCACUCAACGUCGCGGGCGGGACGAUUGGUGUCGGCGGUGUCUGGACGCCAGACAUUGGAAUCAGGUUCGGUGGGCCGGGAAAUCAGCCUGGUCAGGCUGGGUAUCCUGCUCCUAGACGGCCGUGAUGCGGAAAAAGAAGGCAUGAUUUUACCAGUUUUUGAAAAGUGAUAGCGAGGCGUUGGUAGCGUCAAGGUAGAUAGCUGUGUUUAUAGCUGUUCUGAUGCACGUUCGAGGUAGCCAAGACUAAAGGCACGAUAUGUAUUCGCAGUCUCCAUAAUGAAAGAUAUGUCGAGAAGAAAA
This is a messenger RNA of Exophiala viscosa, 2789 nucleotides long. Its product is annotated as protein-tyrosine phosphatase. The transcript is spliced from 2 exons. NCBI's taxonomy places the organism in Eukaryota, Fungi, Ascomycota, Eurotiomycetes, Chaetothyriales, Herpotrichiellaceae. The coding region runs from base 50 to 2614 and encodes 854 amino acids. Gene Ontology annotation, cellular component: endosome. Gene Ontology annotation, biological process: multivesicular body sorting pathway. The record is from RefSeq and is a predicted model, not a curated record. Gene Ontology annotation, molecular function: protein binding.